CAUAAUUUUACAUAAUUUAAUUAGUAUGGGAAUAACAGAAAAUACCUGAAGAAGUCAAUUACGUAAAAUUUACGACGUUACUACACCAAGUCAGUUUAUCUGCAUGAUCAUAUCCACAGUGCUGCUGUUGUACUUCCCAACGAUUAUUGAGUCUUCAAAGACAUAUACACGCUAUAGACAACUUGAACGGCCAGAUUAUGAAGUUGAAUCUGUCAAUGACUUUUGGAUGAUGAUCCCUCUUUGUGCCGCUCUUAGAUUAAGCAAGAUAAUGAUUGCUUAUAUAUCCAAAAGCUUUUUUUUGAGAAAGCUUAGUCCAAAAUAUAGCGAUGGUGACCUUACUCAGAAAGUCGAUAAAUGUCUCAAAGGCGUAUUUAAAGUGGUAUAUUUCUCUGUUGUGUUCUACAUUGGCUUGUUUGAAGUGCUAAACAAGACAAAUUUCGGUCCUCGCCUUACUCUUGGUGAUGGAGAUCAUCGAUUAGCAUUGGGGAACUUUCCUUAUACCCCAAUGCCCACCAUGCUGAAGUUUUACUACAUGUUGAGUAUGUCAUAUUACGUUGAGGAUGGAAUUGGCCACUUGUUCCAGACUCCGAAAUUUGAUUUUUGGGAAAUGAUUCUCCACCAUAUUAUCGCUUUCAUGUUAUUAUUAGAUUCAUAUAUAAAUGGACUAUGGAUUUUUGCCGUUUUGAUCCUCCCACAAAUGGAUUUCGAGGACAUCUGGAUUGGCCUUAUCCGCUGCACCAUGGACUACUGCCACGAUGCAGUAACGCUAGUCAUUUAUAGCACAAUCUGCAUUUCAUGGAUCUGGAUGAGGUUUUUGGUCUUCGGAUACGUAAUUUUCUACUCUUUUUCCUUCACUUGAAGAGUUAGUCUUGAUAAUGACACCAGGAUCAUAAUGUUCAAUAACUUAUGAUUGGUGACCCUUACCGGGCUGAACAUUUACUGGUUCAUCCUGCUACUAAAAAUGGGUCUGGGAUUCUUGAAGAACAAUAAGUGAGAAGACAUGCAAGCAGUUCUCAACUUGGAGUGCGACAAGACAAAACAGAAAGAAAUUAAAAAUUUGAAUUAA
Moneuplotes crassus is the source of this 1066-nucleotide messenger RNA. Lineage: Eukaryota; Ciliophora; Spirotrichea; Euplotida; Euplotidae. The record is from the annotation of a GenBank genome assembly.